AUGGAUCCAAAAGCUGCAAAUAUUACUAAAUGUCAAAACUCAAGUAUUCAAAAAUUAUGGCAGUUGGUUGGAAUUUGGGAAGUUAAUUCAGAAUCUGUUAAAGAAGUAAAGGCUAAACCUAGUAAACUCGGUGUUUGUAAAACAUAUUUUAAUUUGGAUCAAACCUUUCAUGAAACAGGUCUUAAAACAAAAAUAUCAAAAGAACAAUCCAUGAUUACAAUUAGAAGAUGUCUCUUUUGCAAUUUAGAUUUUUAUAUUAUAUCUCGUGGAAAGUUAUUAAUACAAAAAAGUCGAGAAUCAUUAAUUUUUGAAAAAAUUUCAGAAAAAAAGGCUUUAAAAUAUUUACGUUAUAUUUGUCAAAUUUGUUUUAAUAAAAAUGGUGAACAUAUUCACAUUCCUCCUGGACAAGAAAAAAAGCAAAUAUCUUGUAUAGAAAAUAAUUAUCACAAUAAUAAUACCGAAAAAAGUUUGGAAUUAAUUAGUAAAUGGAUUUUAAAUGUUGUGAAAUUACAAGAUUUAUUAUUACAAGCCCAACUUUUGUCUCAAUUAUCUUAUUCAUUAACAGUAAAUAAUAAAAAUAUUUUAAAUAUUCCUUCAGCAAAUAUUUUACCACCAAGCUUAUUUAUGGUCAAAUCAGCACUUGAAAUCGGAAAAGCUAAUAAAAUUGCAAUAAACAAAAAUCUUCAAAUAUCAUCACAAGAAAGUUAUGAAUUUGGUCAAUUUUUAGAAUCAAAAAUUACAAAUGAUCGUGAUAUUUCUUCAAAAAAAGAAAUUAUUUGGAAAUUAUCAAUGGAAUUAUUUGAUUUAUUUAAAAAUCCAUUAAAUAUAAAACAUAGAUUUUUGCAAACUACGCCUCAAAUGAAUCAAAUUGGAUAUAACAAACUUGCUAUGUGUUAUAAAAAUGGAAAAAUACAUAUGAAUAAAUUGUAUAAACAAGAAAUUACUAAUGAAGAACCAAGAAAUACAUUCGGAAGGCGUGCUACUGAAGUUAAUAAACCAAUAUUACAACCACAAAAUAAUUCUAAUUUACAACCUGAAUCCUCUACUACUAGAACACGUAAAAAUAUAUCUAUUGAAAAAAAUAGAGAAAUAUUACAUAAAAAAACACGUAGCAGAGCUACAAAUGAAGAAGUUAAUAAAUUACAACCACUUAUUGAACAAAAUGAAAAACCAACAUCUGAGCAAUUAGAAAUG
Molecule: messenger RNA, 1194 nt
Organism: Funneliformis geosporum
Lineage: Eukaryota; Fungi; Glomeromycota; Glomeromycetes; Glomerales; Glomeraceae
Source: the annotation of a GenBank genome assembly